GCAUUCACUUUGAAACACUAACUAUUUCAAGUAGCCCAAUUCGACAGUAAAGCAAUCUAAAAUCGAGACAUGAAUAAUUCUGGAAGUCUCUUCAUUUCAACCUUUUUAUUAGUUUUGACUCAAGAAGUUUUGUCGCAGUUUGAUUGCUACUCCUGUCAAGGGGGCUACACUACUUCCUGUGGGAGCGUGAAUGCACUUGGAGCAACUGAAAAAUGUGAAGGUCCUGAUGCUCAGUGCUAUGAAUCUAUUAAAUAUUUUCAGAGGGGUGUUAUCAGAUAUGUAGAGCGAAGAUGUUGGGUUCCUGACAAAAAAUCCAAGACUAAGGACUAUUGCUCAUCUUUCAACAAUCCGAAUGGUCAACUGAUAUAUUGUAAAACCUGCAAAACCAGCAAUUGCAAUACGCAUCCCUAUGGGACUUGCGGAUUAAAAGAUCCAAACCCUAACUCGAAUUUUACAGAUUUCCACUAUGUUGGCUUUGCCACUGAAUAAAAAAUAUCUAUCUGAUGUGAAAUAAAUUUUUGAAUGUA
Coccinella septempunctata (seven-spotted ladybird) is the source of this 527-nucleotide messenger RNA. RefSeq lists its product as uncharacterized. Lineage: Eukaryota; Metazoa; Arthropoda; Insecta; Coleoptera; Coccinellidae. The record is from RefSeq and is a predicted model, not a curated record. Gene Ontology annotation, biological process: positive regulation of voltage-gated potassium channel activity; sleep; regulation of synaptic transmission, cholinergic. The transcript is spliced from 3 exons. The coding region runs from base 70 to 489 and encodes 139 amino acids.